Propithecus coquereli (Coquerel's sifaka) is the source of this 1167-nucleotide messenger RNA. RefSeq names its product chromosome unknown open reading frame, human C11orf86. NCBI's taxonomy places the organism in Eukaryota, Metazoa, Chordata, Mammalia, Primates, Indriidae. The transcript has 2 exons. The coding region runs from base 76 to 450 and encodes 124 amino acids. The record is from RefSeq and is a predicted model, not a curated record.
AGGCGCCAAGCCAUUUCAGAGGGCCGGUGGCUUGCUGAGGGGCUGAAGCGGUCCUGCCCUGCAGCCUCCAGAGCCAUGGGAAUGGGGCCGCGGAGCCAGUCCUUGCGAGGCCCCCGAGCCACCUAUGGAAAGCUCCAGGAGCCCUGCGGGAGGGCCCUGGGGGGCCGACUCUGCCGGGUGCUGAGCCUCAGACAAGGGCGUGAGAAGUCCAAGUCCCGGGGCCUGGAUGGAGGCACAGAAGGGCUGGAUGCCCCCGCUCAGGAGUGGCUGCCCGGGGGCCUGGGGGACACAGAGCAGCUGAUCCAAGCCCAGCGAGGAGGCAGCCCGGCGUGGCUGAGGCAGUACCGACAGCAGGUAAGGAGAAGGUGGGACAGCUUUGUCGCCAGCUUUCCCAGCGUGACCCUCAGUCAGCCGGCCUCUCCGAAGCCCCCACUGGGCACCACCAGCUAAAGAUGCUGGAAGUGACGGUGGUCCCCCUGCCACACCUGGACAAGACUGCCGUUGUCUGCUGACCUACCUACCUCGCGGCUCUUCUGGAGUGGAUUGGGCGGCCUCCUCUAUGUGGACUUCCUGCUUUCCUUACGUGGCACAACCAGGCCUCUGCCACCAGUCCCCAUGGGGCUGCCCCUCCCACCCUGAGCCUGGCCCUCAGCGAAGACCCAAGGCUGAAAAGGAGGGGGCCUGGCUCCCUGUCCUCUAGGCUUGGGGGCCCCUUGGACUAUGGUAUGAGUGAGUCACAGAAGCCUGCCCAGAAGUGGGGGUGUCGAUGCCCCUGCCCCACACAGGACCCGACAGGACCCGUCGUCAACUUCCAGGAUGGAGCUUGGUGAAGCCAGACCCACGGCUGAGAGGCUUGCGGACAUUGCCUGGUCCCUGGGCUGUGACCCAUCUGCCCUUCGCUACCAACGUCUGCUAAUGUUGGGCCCUGGCACAGGUCCCCUCACCGAUGGGGAGCCCCUCAGGGCAAGGACCACGUCUGGGCAGCAUGGGCACUCUGGGGCUGAAAGGCCCAGGCCUUGGAACCUCACAGUAUCCCUGUGAAGGGAGCAGGGGGAGCCUUUCCUCCCCGUGCGCAGAGGGAGAAACUGAGGCAGAGGAGAUUUGCUGUGCUUGGCAUCUCUGGCCCCACCCCCAGCCCACCCCGUGCCCAUUAGGGCUGAAUGCAGU